CUUUGACUCUCCUUUGUGAGCAAACCUCCUCCACUCCACUCCUCUCUCAGAGAGUACUCUCUUACCUCCUUUACAGCAACUUCAAGACCAGAUUUCACCAUGACAAGCACCAGGUCUAUCAGCUACAGCAUCGGUGGUGGCAGCAGCGGUGGUUCCAUCAGGAAGAGCUACUCCAGUCAGUCAGCCUAUGCCGCUCCCGCUGGCUCCAGCAGGGUCAGCAGUGUGACCAGCAUCAGGCGAUCUGGUGUGGGAGCCGCAGCUGGUUUUGGUUCAGGGUUUGGGAGUGCAGGCAGUAGCUACAACUUCAGCAGCAGCAGCAUGGGUGGAGGUCUUGGUGGAGGAUUUGGUGGAGGAUUUGGUGGAGGCAUGGGCUUCGUCCAAGCGCCCAUUACAGCUGUCACCGUGAACCAGAGCCUCUUGGCCCCCCUCGACUUGAAAAUUGACCCCUCAAUUCAAGCUGUCCGCACUCAGGAAAAGGAUCAGAUCAAGGGCCUCAACAACCGUUUUGCAUCCUUUAUUGACAAAGUGCGUUUCCUGGAGCAGCAGAACAAGAUGCUGGAGACCAAAUGGAGUCUCCUCCAGGAACAGACCACCACCCGUUCCAACAUCGACUCCAUGUUUGAGGCCUACAUUGCUAACCUACGCAGACAGCUUGAUGGCCUGGGUAACGAGAAGACGAAGCUGGAAUCAGAGUUGAAGAACAUGCAGGGCCUGGUUGAGGACUUUAAGAACAAGUAUGAGGUUGAGAUCAACAAGCGUGCAUCUGUUGAGAAUGAGUUUGUCCUGCUUAAGAAGGAUGUUGAUGCCGCCUACAUGAACAAAGUUGAGCUCGAGGCCAAGGUUGAUGCUCUUCAGGAUGAGAUCAACUUCCUUAGGGCAGUCUAUGAGGCUGAGCUGCGUGAACUCCAGUCUCAGAUCAAGGACACUUCCGUUAUUGUGGAGAUGGACAACAGCAGAAAUCUUGACAUGGACUCCAUUGUAGCUGAAGUUCGUGCUCAGUAUGAGGACAUUGCCAACCGCAGCCGUGCCGAGGCUGAGAGCUGGUACAAACAGAAGUUCGAAGAGAUGCAGUCCUCUGCUGGUCAAUAUGGUGAGGACCUCCGCUCAACCAAGACUGAGAUUGCUGAGCUCAACCGCAUGAUUGCCCGACUGCAGAACGAGAUUGAUGCCGUCAAGAACCAGCGUGCCAACCUUGAGGCUCAGAUCGCUGAGGCUGAGGAGCGUGGAGAGAUUGCAGUAAAGGAUGCUAAGCUCCGCAUCAAGGACCUCGAAGAAGCCCUCCAAAGAGCCAAACAGGACAUGGCCCGCCAGGUGCGCGAGUACCAGGAGCUCAUGAACGUCAAACUGGCCCUAGACAUUGAAAUUGCCACCUACAGGAAGCUGUUGGAGGGAGAGGAGAGCAGACUGUCUAGUGGUGGAGCUACAGCCACCAUUCAUGUGCAGCAGUCCUCUGGAGGAGGAAGUUACUCAGGAAGCAGCAGCUCUGGAUUCGGCUAUGGUGGUAUUGGAGGUGGAUUCAGUAGUGGCUCCAUCACCAAAUCCAGCAUCUCCACCAUCAGCAGUAAACGCUAUUAAGGAGAAAAUGCCCACCUCACCCCCACCCUACCCACCUCCCUAACUUCCUUACCUGCAACUAGAUCACUCUGAAACCUUUUACAACUUAAACCAACUAUGGUGCUAUAUUCUAGCCUGACAGCUAUCCUCUGUUAAUGAGAAGAUGAGGACAUGAUUUCUUAAAUGGAAUGUUUUAGGUCAUUCUGUGCAUUGAUGGUACAGUUACCAAUUACAUCUCUUGUCUGGUGGUGUCAGUGCCAUUUUUAAUCAUCCACCCAACUCUGCUAAAAUGACACUAGGAAGAAUGUAAUGGGGUAAUAUUUCUCCCAUCCAAUGAAUUGUUUUAUUUCUGCACUGAUAAUUCUGGGGAAAGAGAGACUUGACAGAAAUAUAUACACAAAGAAACCACUGAAGCAAAUGAAACCCUUACAAGCCUCUUUAUCAGCAGUACCAUGGUUUCACUGAAUCAGGAAUUUGCUGUAAAAGUCCUGAUUGAAUAUUUUGUGCUGUUACAAACCCCUUGGUAUAUUUUAACUGUUAAUUAGAUGACUAAUAUGACUUUUGUCAUUAUGUUAUGGCUGUUAAUGUUAGCUUACUUAUAUGCAGUUACAUCACAUACCAGGAAGAUACAACAUAAAAAGGGACAAAAUGGCAUUUCUUUGGACUAUACCACCUAAACUUUGAGUACUCGCUGAGUCGGAAGCAGAGAGCUCAAUUUACUGUGUUAUAUAGUGUAUUACUGUAAAUGUAAUAACUGAGUCUUUCCCUUGUAAAACAAAACAGAGACUAUGUUAAACCAGAUUUAUUUUGUAUUGAUUGCCUUUACACCAAAUUGUAAUACUGAAUACAAUAAACUGAGACCACCAGUUUUG
Messenger RNA from Xyrauchen texanus (razorback sucker), 2426 nucleotides. Its product is annotated as keratin, type II cytoskeletal 8-like. Lineage: Eukaryota; Metazoa; Chordata; Actinopteri; Cypriniformes; Catostomidae. Gene Ontology annotation, cellular component: keratin filament. Gene Ontology annotation, molecular function: structural constituent of skin epidermis. Gene Ontology annotation, biological process: keratinization; intermediate filament organization. The transcript has 9 exons. The record is from RefSeq and is a predicted model, not a curated record. Bases 100 to 1575 code for a protein of 491 amino acids.